AUGGCGAGCUCAUCUGCGGGUUAUUUUCCAACUCCGCAAAAGUCCAAUUCGUUGUCGAGUCACAGUUUAUCAAAUCAUCCCUCAGCCGAAGACAGCGAUAACGGUGACCCCCAGGCUGUUCUUGCAGACGAUCCACUCGAUGAAGACGACGCGCAUAAAUUGUCAUUUAAGCGCAAACAGAAGCAGCCUGCGACCUCGAAGUUCCUAUCUGCAUUUGCCAAAUUGGGGACUGAAUCCCACUCGCGGCACAAUACACCAUCACCUAGAGGAAGCACACCAAGCCAAGGAAACGGUCGAGCAUACCCAAUAGGGAGUAGUCCACAACAUAGUCCUAAGGAUGGAGCGCCAUUAGACUGGUAUGCUGAAGGACCAGGUCGGCGCGUUGGGUACGAAGAUAUGACGGCUAUUGAUUGGAUCUUUGAAUACACGAAAGAACGACAAAGGUUACGGAUAUUAUACUCUAGAGCAACAGGAUUGAUUGGAUAUGUACAACAGCUUUUGGAUGCAAGUCAGAUAUGGAUAGUCCUUGUUUUGACAGGACUGGCGGCAGGGGCAUUUGCAGCCGGAAUAGAUAUUGCCACGGAUUUUCUGGCAGAUUUAAAGACAGGAUAUUGUCGGGCUGGAGACGAUGGAGGUCAUUUCUACCUAAACAAAUUCUUCUGCUGCUAUGGAUAUGAUAGUAUUGCGCAGUGUCGUGAUUGGGUACCGUGGAGUGUUGCGUCGCACGUUCGUUCGGCGGGGGGAAAAUGGUUCAUAGAGUAUUUCUUUUUUAUAUUGUUUUCAGUAGGUUCGACUCAUAAAUCAUCCCAGAUACGAUUACUGACGUCUAGCAGUUAUCUUUUGCUUUUAUUUCAAGUGUGUUGGUGAAGGAAUAUGCCUUAUAUGCGAAGCAUAGUGGUAUCCCUGAGAUCAAAACUAUAUUAGGAGGCUUUGUAAUUCGGCGUUUUAUGGGGAUCUGGACAUUAAUUAUUAAGUCUCUUGGACUGGUGAGGCCCGUCUGACCUACAUCUCGAUUUAAUACUGAUUUUUAUAGUGCCUAUCAGUCGCAUCUGGAAUGUGGCUCGGCAAAGAAGGUCCACUUGUACAUGUAGCAUGUUGUUGUGCCAAUGUAUUUAUGAAGCUAUUCAUCAAUAUCAACGGUAACGAAGGUAUGUGUAAUUUUUUUGAUAUUCAAAGUUUGAUCGCUGUCUAAUUUUAUUUUCAGCUCGAAAACGUGAGGUACUCUCAGCUGCCGCAGCUGCUGGUAUAUCGGUUGCCUUUGGCUCACCCAUUGGGGGUGUACUCUUUAGUCUAGAGGUACGCGCUUUCGAUGAUCAUAACGUUCAAUUACUAAAGGAGCAUAGCAACUCUCGUACUAUUUCCCCGACAAAACCAUGUGGCAAAGUUUUGUUUGUGCCAUGACAGCUGCCGUGACUUUACAGGCAUUCGAUCCUUUCAGGAGUGGAAAGCUUGUGUUGUAUCAGGUUACUUACAGUACCGGCUGGCAUGGAUUUGAGAUGAUACCUUAUGCUUUUCUAGGUAUUUUAGGGGUAAGCAUCCGUAGCGAAAGUGCUCCGCAUAUUCUAACGUGGAGUAGGGAAUUUACGGCGGUCUCUUUAUCAAAGUCAAUACAAGCAUUUUUCAAUGGAAAAAGACUGCUAAAUGGCUUCCGGGUCCAAUAACACAGGUUAUGAUUGUUGCCACUUUGACCGCCUUAAUCAACUACCCAAAUCUUUACAUGCGAACUCAAUCGUCGGAGCUAGUUUUCUCCUUAUUUGCCGAGUGUUCAAAGCUUACCGACGACCAAUUCGGAUUAUGCAAAACUGGAGCUGCUACUAUUGGAACAAUAUUUCUAUUACUAUUUGCAGCUAUACUUGGUUUCUUCUUAGCAUCGAUGACAUUCGGGCUGCAAGUUCCCGCAGGGAUCAUUUUACCUUCAAUGGCAGUUGGAGCGCUCUUUGGUCGCGCCAUAGGCAUUCUCGUAGAAAUAUGGGUUCACAAUUUUCCCAAAUUUUUUGCAUUCUCAUCUUGCGAGCCAGACAUGCCAUGCGUUACUCCUGGUACAUAUGCGAUAAUUGGAGCCGCUGCAGCAUUAGGUGGUGUAACCAGGAUGACAGUUUCAAUCGUUGUUAUUAUGUUUGAGCUUACCGGAGCUUUGACUUAUGUUUUACCAAUCAUGAUUGCUGUCAUGAUCAGCAAAUGGGUUGGAGAUGCUUUCGGGAAGCGUGGCAUUUACGAAAGUUGGAUUCAUUUGAAUGAAUAUCCAUUCUUGGAUAAUAGUGAUGAGACGCCAAUACCCGAUAUAUCAGUUCGGCAAAUCAUGACUCGAAUUGAAGAUCUUGUCGUGCUCACCGCUACCGGUCAUACAAUUGAAUCUCUAACAAAUGUUUUGGCAAGUCAUCCAUAUCGCGGCUUUCCUGUGAUCUCGGAUCCCAGGGAAGCUAUAUUGUUAGGAUAUAUAUCCCGAGCAGAACUUCAGUAUAACCUCAAGAUAUCUACCCAAGCACCUCGAUCACUCCGGCCUGAAACAGAAGCAUUCUUUUCACAUCAGCCAUUUGCGGAUCCACGAACAACACUUGAUCUCCGACCAUGGAUGGACCAAACCCCUAUUACUUUACCUUCACGAUCAAACCUUCUCAUCACGGCAAAUUAUUUCCAGAAAUUGGGUGUUCGAUAUAUUCUUUACUGCGAUCGAGGGGUAUUACAGGGACUCUUAACCAAAAAAGACAUCUGGUACAUAUUGAAUGGUGCGGAAGAGACUAGGAGAACAAAUGGACAGGAUGAUAUGAGUCUGGAGACGGGAUUUGCAAGAGAAGAAGGUAGAGGAGAGCGUAGAGGGUUAUUGCAUGGUGAUGAAGAUGAUUUGGUCCCACUUACACCUUCUCGUGAUGAUUCAUCGAUCUUAUAAUGGAUUGAUUGGUACUUUAUAUUAAUUAAAUAUUAUUUAUUUCCGACCAUGUAAUUACUUUGA
Sclerotinia trifoliorum is the source of this 2950-nucleotide messenger RNA. The record is from the annotation of a GenBank genome assembly. NCBI's taxonomy places the organism in Eukaryota, Fungi, Ascomycota, Leotiomycetes, Helotiales, Sclerotiniaceae.